CGACGAAUAUCUUUCCAAGCCAUGAAGUUCCCAUGACAAUAAAUCUCUAAACGACAAUCCCAACUCUUCUUCCUUCCUUCCCAAUUCCCAAUUCCCCUCACACACCCACUUCCUACAAAAAUGGCCCUCCUCCUCAUCCUCCUCAGCGUCCUCCUCGCCAUCAUAAUCAAACAAGGGCUAAACAUCCACACCAACUAUAAACUAGCCCGUACAAUCGGCCUCCCCAUCCUCAUCACGCCCGUGGAACCUCUGGAUCCAUUCUGGCGUCUUACGUUACCAUUCCUCGCACCCAUUUUACGUCGUUUACCAUAUGGACUUGGUGAAUGGAUUGAUCAUGGCUCGUUCGCUUCGUCUUUUGCUUCGAGGAAUAAGAUUCAUCGGGACUUGGGACCGGCGAUUGUGGUUGUGACGCCGAGGAGAGUGAAGAUUAUGUUGGGGGAUGGGAAUGCUGUUGAGGGUACGUUUUUUUCUUUUGCGUUGUUUUUGCUUUUUUUAUUUUGUGAGGUGGUUGUUAUUCUGUAUACACCUGGGUUACAACAAUAUUAUCAUAAUUUCUAAAGUCUUUAUACAACUAGAAGAACUACACCAAUGGCUCCCAAUAAUUGUUACUUGUACCUCAAAUACUUGCGUGUUCCAAGAUUACCGGCUUCUCAACUGAACAAAUUCUGACUUUUCCACUUUUAGAUAUUUUGUCCCGAUACAGAGAAUUUAUCAAACCUCCAUCAAUCUACACUGCUCUCAACGUUUUUGGAGAGAACGUCGAUAGUGUAAACAAAGACAAAUGGCAACGACACCGAAAAAUCACCGCUCCAUCAUUCAACGAGCGAAACGUACGUCUCUCUCUCUCCCCAUCAACCACAACUAACCCUUUUACAGAGCAACAUCGUCUGGACCGAAGCACUUCAUCAAGCCACCACCCUCCUCAACCUCUGGACCUACGUCCCAGGAUCCGAGAUCUCCACAACCCACAAAGAUUCACUAACACUCGCACUAAACGUCCUCCUCGGCGCCGGAUUCGGACGCUCCUCAGACUUCAACUCCGUUUCCUCCCCUAGUCCAGGCCACUCCCUCUCCUUCCAACAAUCCCUGCACACCGUCCUCCAAAAAUUCGUCUUCGUAAUCCUCUCCAGCUCCCUCCCAGAGACCCUACGAAACCUGCUCCCCGACAAAAACAACCAGCUCUCCACCGCGAUACAAGAAUUCAAACAAUACCUCAUCGAAAUGGUAGCCGAAGAGCGUCUUUCCCUGCAGAAAGGCGGGAAAGAGAAACAUACACUAGUCAGCGCCCUCUUACGCGCUGCGGAUCUGGAGGACCAGGAGUCCCGCGGGAAUAACUACCUGAGUAAUGAUGAGAUCUAUGGGAAUCUGUUUAUUUACUGUUUUGCGGGGCAUGAUACGACGGCGAAUACGAUUUCGUAUGCGCUUACGCUGUUGGCUUCACAUGAGGAGGCGAUGGCUUGGGUGAAGGAGGAGAUUACUGCGGUGCUUGGGCCGGGUGGUGAUGGAGAGAUGGGGGAUUAUGAGAAGGUGUUUCCGCAGCUUAAGAGGUGUCUUGCUGUUAUGGUAUACCCCACCCCCAAACCCAUCCCCACGCCCAGCCCUAUGCAUAUUCUCUUCUUGAUACGAGAUACAACAACUAACUCCACCCCAAAGUACGAAACCCUCCGUCUCUUCGGUCCCGUCCAAACCCUCCCCCGAGACACAGAAGACACCCCCACAACCCUCCAAAUCCAGGGAACCACACACACCAUCCCCCCCAACACCCUCUUCAUGAUAAACUUCUCCUGCGCCCACACCGACACCAACUACUGGGGCCAAACCCCCAACUCCCCCUCCUCCUUCGAAGACGCCUGGACCUUCCGCCCCUCCCGCUGGCUAAUCCCCACCACCAGCCCUUCCACUCCCUUCAACGAAGACCUCCUCGUUCCCCCACGAGGGACAUACUUCCCCUGGGCCUCAGGCCCACGAAUCUGUCCCGGAAGAAAGUUCUCCCAAGUCGAGUUCGUGGCCGUGAUCGCGCGGCUCUUCAGAAAACACCAUCUGAAGGUCGCGGCGUUGCCGGGGAAGAGUGACAAGAUGGUGCGGGAGAGGACGAGGCGUGUGCUGGCGGAUAGCUCGGUGAAGUUGACGUUGAGUAUGAAUGAUUCGACGAGGGUGAGGUUUAUAUGGGUGGAGGAUUAG
This is a messenger RNA of Hymenoscyphus albidus, 2181 nucleotides long. Lineage: Eukaryota; Fungi; Ascomycota; Leotiomycetes; Helotiales; Helotiaceae. The record is from the annotation of a GenBank genome assembly.